Tribolium madens (black flour beetle) is the source of this 1873-nucleotide messenger RNA. Its product is annotated as pre-mRNA-processing factor 17. Gene Ontology annotation, cellular component: catalytic step 2 spliceosome. The record is from RefSeq and is a predicted model, not a curated record. The transcript has 7 exons. Gene Ontology annotation, molecular function: mRNA binding; protein binding. The coding region runs from base 145 to 1827 and encodes 560 amino acids. Gene Ontology annotation, biological process: mRNA splicing, via spliceosome. NCBI's taxonomy places the organism in Eukaryota, Metazoa, Arthropoda, Insecta, Coleoptera, Tenebrionidae.
GACUGAUGCCCCUGCUCAAUGGUGUGAUUUUGACAGUUGACAGUUUUUAGUUUGUUGAUUUUGUGUUGAAAUUAAUUUGAAAAUUUCAAUAAUUGUGUCCAAUUUGGGCAAUUAAGAGAUUCUCGAGUAUCUCAGCUGUGGAAAAUGUUAGCGUUGCAAGAUUACGGCGACAGUGACGAAGAAGAGGUUAAGUCUGUGGACCCCGAUCCCGAAUUUUCGGUCAAAAACAAGUUACAAGUGUGUGCGGCCCCUGUUGUGUUACCCACGGGGUCCGAAGAAUGCAUUCAACACGUUGACCCCAACGCCCAAGAAGUGACAUUCAACCCAAAAUACGAGGAGUUGUUCUCGCCCAUGGUGGGUCCUGAGAACCCUUUCAAAACCCAACAACAACAAUGUACCAGAAACAUACUUUCAGGCUACGUUGAACCAGCUUAUGUAAAUGAGUUUCAAUUCGAGAACCAAAGACGGACGUUUAAUAGUUUUGGUUACGCACUGGACCCCACUGUGGGUAGUGCCGCCGAAGGCACGAAAGUUGUCACGACGACUGGUCAAUGUGACGAUAUUAAUCCCGAAGCUAAGACAGUUUUCGAAUCAACAAAACUGAGGCCUUUAGACAAGAGAAAAAGAAAGAAGAAUAAUGACCCUAGCGAUAUUGAGGGGUUUUUGGGGCCUUGGGGCGGCUUUGUGGACGAACAAAGGGUUAUGAAGCCUUCAGAAGAGGAAGCAGCAGAGUUGGAUGAAUUAUUGUCUAAAAAGAACAAAAAGGGGAAACCUUCAGAGGACAAACCAAUCGAAGAAAAAUCGAUACUACACAUUCCAGAUGCUGUUGAUUAUCAAGGCAGGAGUUUUCUACACCCCCCUCAGGAUGUUGGUGUCAAUUUGAAAUCAGACAGCCCCCCGGAGAAGUGUUUCCUACCGAAAGCACAUAUUCACACCUGGACGGGGCACUCGAAAGGAAUUGCGGCCAUUCGGUGGUUCCCCCGAACGGCACAUUUAUUACUGUCGGCUAGCAUGGAUUGCAGAAUUAAGUUAUGGGAAGUUUAUAAUGAGAGGAGAUUAGUUCGCACCUACUAUGGCCACAAGCAAGCUGUUCGGGAUAUUUGUUUCAACAAUUCGGGAAAAUUGUUUCUUUCAGCUGGUUACGACAGGUACAUCAAAUUGUGGGAUACUGAGACUGGUCAAGUCGUUAAAAGAUUUUCAAGCCGGAAAAUCCCCUAUUGUGUCAAAUUUAACCCUGAUAAGAACAAACAACACCUCUUUGUUGCUGGAACUUCCGAUAAAAAAAUUAUUUGUUGGGAUACAAGGUCUGGCGAUAUUGUGCAAGAGUAUGACCGCCAUCUAGGAGCCGUUAACUCAAUCACGUUCGUCGACGACAAUCGCCGAUUUGUCACGACUUCUGACGACAAAAGUUUGAGAGUUUGGGAGUGGGACAUCCCCGUAGAUAUGAAAUAUAUAGCAGAUCCGACUAUGCACAGUAUGCCUGCUGUUACAUCGGCUCCUAAUGGAAAAUGGUUGGCGUGUCAAAGCAUGGAUAACAAAAUUGUCAUUUUCUCGGCAUUAAAUCGGUUCAAAAUCAAUAGAAAAAAGACGUUUACAGGGCAUAUGGUGGCCGGGUAUGCCUGCACGCUUGAUUUUUCGCCAGAUUUGAGUUAUUUAGUAUCGGGUGACGCCGAUGGCAAGUGUUACAUUUGGGAUUGGAAAACCACAAAAUUGUAUAAAAAAUGGAAAGCACACGAUAAUGUUUGUAUCAGUGUGUUAUGGCAUCCACACGAGCCGAGUAAGUUAGUGACAGCAGGGUGGGACGGACUUAUCAAAUACUGGGAUUAAGUUUUAAGAAAUUGUAAUUUUACGCCAAAUAAAUAUUUUAAUUAGG